ACGCCCAGGUCGCCCGCAUCCUUGUGCCGCAGCAGCGAGAAAGCCAGCCCGGCCCCGCUCGCCAGCCUCCGCCUUGGAGCCCGGCCCCCGCCCCCCAUCCUCUCCCUCUCUCUCUGUCUCGCACACACUCACACUCGACUGUCUUCCCGGCCCAGCGAGCCAGCACCUGUCCGCAGGCUCGGCCUCAGCUUUCAGCACCUGCCUCCUGGAGGAGCGCGCAUCACCUCGGCCGCCCCAGCAGUACCCCAACCCCACGCCUGCGACCACCAUGGCGGAGACCAACAACGAAUGUAGCAUCAAAGUGCUCUGCCGAUUUCGGCCCCUGAACCAGGCUGAAAUUCUGCGGGGGGACAAGUUUAUCCCCAUUUUCCAAGGAGACGACAGCGUCGUUAUCGGGGGAAAACCGUAUGUCUUUGACCGCGUGUUCCCCCCAAACACGACUCAGGAGCAAGUUUAUCAUGCCUGUGCCAUGCAGAUUGUCAAAGAUGUCCUUGCUGGCUACAAUGGCACCAUUUUUGCAUAUGGUCAGACUUCCUCAGGAAAAACCCAUACAAUGGAGGGGAAGCUGCAUGACCCCCAACUGAUGGGAAUCAUUCCUCGGAUUGCCCGUGACAUCUUCAACCACAUCUACUCCAUGGAUGAGAACCUGGAGUUCCACAUCAAGGUCUCUUACUUUGAGAUUUACCUGGACAAAAUCCGUGAUCUUCUGGAUGUGACCAAGACGAACCUGUCUGUGCAUGAAGAUAAGAACCGGGUGCCAUUUGUCAAGGGUUGUACUGAGCGCUUUGUGUCCAGCCCAGAGGAGAUUCUGGAUGUGAUUGAUGAGGGGAAGUCAAACCGUCACGUGGCUGUCACCAACAUGAAUGAGCACAGCUCUCGGAGCCACAGCAUCUUCCUCAUCAACAUUAAGCAGGAAAACAUGGAGACGGAGCAAAAACUCAGUGGAAAGCUGUAUCUCGUGGACCUGGCAGGGAGCGAGAAGGUCAGCAAGACCGGAGCUGAGGGAGCCGUGCUGGAUGAGGCAAAGAACAUCAACAAGUCCCUGUCAGCCCUGGGCAACGUGAUCUCAGCACUGGCUGAGGGCACCAAAAGCUAUGUGCCGUAUCGUGACAGCAAAAUGACACGGAUUCUUCAGGACUCUCUGGGAGGAAACUGUCGCACGACCAUGUUCAUCUGCUGCUCCCCAUCGAGCUACAAUGAUGCAGAGACCAAGUCCACCCUGAUGUUUGGGCAGCGGGCAAAGACCAUUAAGAACACUGCCUCUGUGAAUCUGGAGUUGACUGCUGAGCAGUGGAAGAAGAAAUACGAGAAGGAGAAGGAGAAGACCAAGGCCCAGAAGGAGACGAUUGCGAAGCUGGAGGCCGAGCUGAGCCGGUGGCGCAAUGGAGAGAAUGUGCCAGAGACAGAGCGCUUGGCCGGGGAGGAUGCUGCCCUGGGACCUGAGCUCUGUGAGGAGACACCUGUGAAUGACAACUCAUCCAUUGUGGUGCGCAUCGCGCCGGAGGAACGACAGAAGUAUGAGGAGGAGAUCCGUCGCCUCUACAAGCAGCUGGAUGACAAGGAUGAUGAGAUCAACCAGCAGAGCCAGCUCAUAGAGAAACUCAAGCAGCAGAUGCUGGAUCAGGAGGAGCUCCUGGUAUCCACUCGAGGAGACAAUGAGAAAGUCCAGCAAGAGCUGAGCCACCUGCAGUCGGAGAACGAUGCUGCCAAGGAUGAGGUAAAGGAAGUGCUUCAGGCUCUGGAGGAGCUGGCCGUCAACUAUGACCAGAAGUCCCAGGAAGUGGAGGAGAAGAGUCAGCAGAACCAGUUGUUGGUGGAUGAGUUGUCUCAGAAGGUGGCUACUAUGCUGUCCCUGGAAUCAGAGUUGCAGCGACUCCAGGAGGUCAGUGGACACCAGCGCAAACGAAUCGCUGAGGUGCUGAAUGGGCUCAUGAAGGACCUGAGUGAGUUCAGCGUCAUCGUGGGCAACGGGGAGAUCAAGCUGCCCGUGGAAAUCAGUGGGGCCAUCGAGGAAGAGUUCACUGUGGCCCGGCUCUACAUUAGCAAGAUCAAGUCGGAGGUCAAGUCUGUGGUGAAGCGGUGCCGGCAGCUGGAAAACCUCCAGGUGGAAUGUCAUCGCAAGAUGGAGGUGACUGGGCGUGAGUUGUCUUCCUGCCAGCUGCUCAUCUCCCAGCAUGAGGCCAAGAUCCGCUCACUUACGGAGUACAUGCAGAGUGUGGAGCUGAAGAAACGGCACUUGGAGGAAUCCUACGACUCCCUGAGUGACGAGCUGGCUAAGCUGCAGGCACAGGAAACCGUGCAUGAGGUGGUCUUGAAGGACAAGGAGCCGGACACCCAGGAAGCAGAUGAAGUGAAGAAGGUGCUGGAGGUGCAGAUGGAGAGUCACCGGGAGGCCCACCACCGGCAACUGGCCCGGCUCCGAGACGAGAUCAACGAGAAGCAAAAGACUAUUGACGAGCUCAAAGACCUGAAUCAGAAGCUGCAACUGGAGUUGGAGAAGCUCCAGGCCGACUACAAGAAGCUGAAGAACGAAGAGCAUGAGAAGAGCGCCAAACUGCAGGAGCUGACAUUUCUGUAUGAGCGACAUGAGCAGUCCAAGCAGGACCUCAAGGGACUGGAGGAGACAGUUGCCCGUGAACUCCAGACCCUCCACAACCUUCGCAAGCUGUUCGUUCAAGACGUCACGACUCGAGUCAAGAAAAGCGCGGAAAUGGAACCCGAGGACAGUGGGGGGAUUCACUCCCAAAAGCAGAAGAUUUCCUUUCUUGAGAACAACCUGGAGCAGCUUACAAAGGUUCACAAACAACUGGUACGUGACAAUGCAGAUCUGCGUUGUGAGCUUCCUAAAUUGGAAAAACGACUUAGGGCUACGGCUGAGAGAGUUAAGGCCCUGGAGGGUGCACUGAAGGAAGCCAAGGAGGGCGCCAUGAAGGACAAGCGUCGGUACCAGCAGGAGGUGGACCGCAUCAAGGAGGCCGUGCGCUAUAAGGGUGCAGGCAAACGGGGCCACUCAGCUCAGAUUGCCAAACCCGUCCGACCAGGCCACUACCCAGCUUCUUCACCCACCAACCCCUGUGGCACGCGGAGCCCCGAGUGCAUCAGCUACACCAACAGCCUGUUUCAGAACUACCAGAACUUGUACUUGCAGGCUGCACCCAGCUCCAGCUCAGACAUGUACUUUGCUAACUCCUGUAGCAGCAGUGCGGCUGCAUCUUCUGGCAGUUCCUUGGCUCCCUAUCAGAAGGCCAACAUGGACAAUGGAAAUGCCACAGAUAUCAAUGACAACAGAAGCGACCUACCAUGUGGUUAUGAAGCUGAGGAGCAGGCCAAGCUCUUCCCUCUCCACCAAGAGACGGCAGCCAGCUAAUCUCCCACAGGAGGGCUCCAUACCUGCACUUUCAGUUUCUAAGAGGGACCGCGAGGCCUCUUCUCUCAGCAUGCUGCAAACCUGCGGUCCUGCCACUAGCUCCCCCUGCCCCUGUCGUCUCGCUGUGUGAUUUUCGAUGUCUGCUUCUCUGUAUCUAUAGAGCCAGGCCACUGCUGCGUCUCUCUUCUCUGUCUGCCUCUCUGAAUAUCUAACCAUGUCCCGAGCAGUUGCUACGUGUAGUCUGCCCUCCUCAUUUUGGGGACGAUAGAGGGUGGACGUUUAUUCUGUCUCUCUCAUGUAUUUGUCUCUCACACUGAGUGGUAUUGGUCGCUGAGUAGAGGUCACGGAGAUGAUAGCAGGAAAAAUGGGAGCCGGGGAGGGGGAAGCUCCCCCCCCUUUCACAUACACACAUGUGCACAUGCACACACAUACACAUGUGGACACACAAAGCCUUAAGCAGAAAUUCGAAUGUCUUAGCAUUCUAAAUAAGAUGGAGAUGUGGACUUUUCUUCCUUCCUUGUUCAUGUUCAGCACAGAGGAGGGGGAAACAAAAGGGCUGUUGCAUCACACAGACCACCUUCUGCAGACCACCCCCCACGUGACUGCGGGGACCCCAGGGCUUCAGCCCUGUUUAUAUGCCUCCCUUGCUUUUCCUGAGCACAUCGGCUGCUCAUGGGACCACUUCCCUUUCCCUUAGAAGCUGCUGUUGACAUUCUGUAGCCCCAGGCUUGCAGGGGCAGAGGGCAGAGUGGCUCCAAACUGCUUUGCAAAUUUAGGCGGCAGGCCCCUCCCAGCAGUGUGGUGAAGGCCAAUGGCCAUGCACCUGAUGUCCAUCAGAACGACUGAUUCCUUGGGUUUGGGGAUUGGGGUGAGUAAGUUGGGAGAGUCCUGAGUGUUUCUUGUCACAAGGCCUUAGGUUGAAGUGAUGGGUUCCUCCCCUCCUUCCUGCCCCCCACAAUCAGACUCCAUGCUCUUCCCUUCUCUACCUUUUGAACUGAGGGGGUUUGGGCUCAUUGGUACAAUCUUCUCUAGAUGCCUUCCUUGGCUAGCUGGAGCUGGACUUUGUCCUCACAGACACCCCCUGCCUCUGUGAUGUCCUUCUCUGCUGUCCUCACCUGGUAUUAAGUGCACUUUAAAAGGAAAGGGCAGCGCAGGCUUUCCAAAGGGGGGGAGGCGCAGGGCUCCUCCCCCACUGCCCUUCGCAGGGGACCCCCUGGCCCCUCUCCUGCAGCCAAAAGGACUGUUUUUUCAGUUUCAUGCGGUUCUUUCCUGCCACAUGGUGCUAAGGGGGUUUUCCAGGGAACUGCAGUGUGGAGGUUAUCAGACAGCUCGAACCAUGAAGGCAAGGCUUACCUGAGA
This is a messenger RNA of Ochotona princeps (American pika), 4726 nucleotides long. It is a transcript of the gene KIF5A, whose product is annotated as kinesin family member 5A. Gene Ontology annotation, molecular function: ATP binding; microtubule binding; microtubule motor activity. The record is from RefSeq and is a predicted model, not a curated record. Gene Ontology annotation, biological process: microtubule-based movement. The transcript is spliced from 29 exons. Bases 269 to 3367 code for a protein of 1032 amino acids. Lineage: Eukaryota; Metazoa; Chordata; Mammalia; Lagomorpha; Ochotonidae.